Messenger RNA from Aspergillus melleus, 1407 nucleotides. It is a transcript of the gene arp6, whose product is annotated as actin family protein. Bases 1 to 1407 code for a protein of 468 amino acids. Gene Ontology annotation, molecular function: nucleosome binding. Lineage: Eukaryota; Fungi; Ascomycota; Eurotiomycetes; Eurotiales; Aspergillaceae. The record is from RefSeq and is a predicted model, not a curated record. Gene Ontology annotation, cellular component: Swr1 complex. The transcript is spliced from 4 exons.
AUGGGAGCCACGAAACCGCGACCGCCCCCGAGAGCAUCCAUCGCGAAAGCUCAACCUUUACCCGACAAGACCUUCAUUAUCGACAAUGGCGCGUAUACAAUGAAGGCCGGCUACGCGCCCGAAUUCCUACCCCCCGACAGUGAAAGUACGGCAAGCUCUGCCUGUAGCGCCAUCCCAAACGCACUCGUCAAAACCCGCGGGAACAAUGUCUACAUCGGUGCGCAACUCAAUAGCCACGUGACUGAUUGGAAUGAGUUGAUGUUUCGCCGCCCGGUCGAAAAGGGAUACAUUGUGAAUUGGGAGGUACAGAAAGAGAUCUGGGAACACUCGUUCUUUGACGAGAAGACGGCCCGGACCAAGGAGCUUCGGAUUGCGAACCCGGAGGAAACCACCUUGUUGCUCACCGAAGCCCCAAAUGCGUUGCCAGCGUUACAGAAGAAUGCGGAUGAGAUCGUGAUGGAAGAGUGGGGAUUUGGCGGCUACUUGAGAACCAUAGGACCGUCGAUGAACGCCUGGAAUGAGGUACAGUCUCUAUUCGGGGACCCUACGCAACAACAGCCCGGCAUGGCCGCCUCACCGACCGAAUGUUUGCUCGUCGUCGAUUCUGGCUACUCCCACACGACGGUAACGCCGAUCUACAAAGGCCAGCCUCUUCAGCGCGCCAUUCGCCGGCUUGAUCUUGGAGGUCGACACCUCACGAACUACUUGAAGGAGAUAGUCUCGAUGCGACAAUAUAACAUGGUGGACGAGACGUAUGUCAUGAACGAGGUCAAAGAGGCGGUGUGCUUUGUUAGCAAGGAUUUCCCCCACGACAUGGAGGAAACCUGGAAGGGGAAUCGGAAGCGUGGCUCGUCCCAGAUCGGCGAGGGCGUCACUGUUGACUACGUGCUACCUGACCCGAACGCGGGAAAACAAGGCUUCAUGCGCCCCCAUGACCCCUUGCUGAAGGCGAAGAAAAGGAAAGGCGCUCUUUCGGGUGCUACUGCCGAGACACUAUCGGAGGAUGUCUUGGUACUAGGAAACGAACGUUUUGCCGUCCCCGAAAUCCUCUUCACGCCGGGUGAUAUUGGAAUGAAGCAGGCUGGCAUAGCGGAUAUGGUCAUGCAGAGCUUAUCUGUCUUACCUCCGGGAUUGCAUCCUGCGUUUUUGGCAAAUGUUCUGGCAACCGGGGGUAAUUCCCUCUUGCCGGGAUUUAUAGACAGGCUAGAAACCGAGUUGCGUCAAGCAGCCUCGGCGGAAUGCGUCGUGCGAGUCCGACGCCCCCAAGACCCUAUUCGUUCGACUUGGCUAGGGGCAUCGCGCUUCGCAACGAACAAAGAAGAACUGCGGAGAGUCGCGGUCACACGACAGGAGUAUCAGGAAAACGGUUCUUCCUGGGUGGCGAGGAAAUUUUCUGGAGGCUCGUAA